AUGGAGGGUCUGGGCCGUUCGUGCCUGUGGCUGCGGCGGGAGCUGUCGCCCCCGCGGCCUCGGCUGCUGCUCCUCGACUGCAGAAGCCGCGAGCUGUACGAGUCGGCGCGCAUCGGCGGGGCGCUGAGCGUGGCCCUGCCCGCGCUGCUGCUGCGCCGCCUGCGGCGGGGGGCCCUGUCGGUUCGCGCGCUGCUGCCCGGGCCGCCGCUGCAGCCGCCCCCGCCCGCCCCGGUGCUCCUGUACGACCAGGGCGGGGGCCGGCACCGGCGCGGGGAGGCGGACGCUGACGAGUGGGAGGCCGACUCGGUGCUCGGCACCCUGCUGCAGAAGCUGCGCGAGGAAGGCUACCUGGCAUACUACCUCCAGGGUGGCUUCAGCAGAUUCCAGGCAGAGUGCCCCCACCUGUGUGAGACCAGCCUCAGCAGCCGGGGUGGCCCAAGCACAGCCCCAGUGCCCAGCCCAGUGGUGGGGCUGGGCGGCCUGUGCCUGGGCUCGGACUACUCUGAUGCGGAUUCCGAGCCUGACCGCGACUCCAUGAGCUGUGGCCUGGAUUCGGAGGGUGCCACGCCGCCCCCAGGGGGGCUGCUGCCAUCCUUCCCUGUCCAGAUCCUGCCCAACCUCUACCUGGGCAGUGCCCGGGAUUCGGCCAACGUGGAGAGCUUGGCCAAGCUGGGCAUCCGCUACAUCCUCAACGUCACCCCCAACCUGCCUAACGUCUUCGAGAAGAACGGCGAGUUUCACUACAAACAGAUCCCCAUCUCCGACCACUGGAGCCAGAACCUGUCCCAGUUCUUUCCUGAGGCCAUCGCGUUCAUUGAUGAGGCCUUGUCGCAGAACUGCGGGGUGCUCGUUCACUGCCUGGCAGGCGUCAGCCGCUCUGUCACCGUCACUGUGGCCUACCUCAUGCAGAAGCGCCACCUCUCACUCAACGAUGCCUACGACCUGGUCAAGAGGAAGAAGUCUAACAUCUCACCCAACUUCAACUUCAUGGGGCAGCUGCUAGACUUCGAGCGGAGCCUGCGGCUGGAGGAGAGGCGCACCCGUGAACGCAGCAGCGGGGGGCAGGAGUCGGCCGCCUCCGACCCACCGUCCUUCUUCACCACCCCCACCAGCGACGGUGUCUUUGAGCUGGACCCCACAUAGGGCGC
Molecule: messenger RNA, 1148 nt
Organism: Lynx canadensis (Canada lynx)
Lineage: Eukaryota; Metazoa; Chordata; Mammalia; Carnivora; Felidae
Gene: DUSP9
Product: dual specificity phosphatase 9
Exons: 3
Coding region: 1-1143 (380 amino acids)
Biological process (GO): negative regulation of MAPK cascade; protein dephosphorylation
Cellular component (GO): cytosol; cytoplasm
Molecular function (GO): MAP kinase tyrosine/serine/threonine phosphatase activity; protein tyrosine/threonine phosphatase activity
Source: RefSeq, a predicted model, not a curated record